Scatophagus argus is the source of this 3472-nucleotide messenger RNA. RefSeq names its product magnesium transporter MRS2 (gene mrs2). Gene Ontology annotation, biological process: mitochondrial magnesium ion transmembrane transport. Bases 659 to 2125 code for a protein of 488 amino acids. Gene Ontology annotation, molecular function: magnesium ion transmembrane transporter activity. NCBI's taxonomy places the organism in Eukaryota, Metazoa, Chordata, Actinopteri, Scatophagidae. The transcript is spliced from 12 exons. Gene Ontology annotation, cellular component: mitochondrial inner membrane. The record is from RefSeq and is a predicted model, not a curated record.
GCAGCCCGUCGUGUCAACGCGGUGCAUUGUGGUCCGGAGCAACGCUCUUUCCCCUGUCCUCCUGUUUGCUAGUUCCUUCCAUCCAGCUAACAUGAGCAACAACAAUCUGUUUUCGGACUAAAACACAGCCUCGUUUGGUGAUUCAUGGCGGUCCCUCGCUAGCGGCAGGUGACUGACUUGUGUUCCUUGGGUCCUCGUUUGCUGUCACCGCGAAUUGUAAAUGGAUAAUUACUGAGAGCACAGCCUGUCCCUGGUGCUAGCAGCAAAGGUAACUAGCAUAACAUGCAGGUCUGCAUAGCACUCUGAAAGCAUGUCGAAGAAAGUAAACAGGGAAGGUCAGGCGACAUAUGACACGAAUUAGGCCACGUUAACCAAUAUUUACUCAUGCUGUUACAGACAGUUAUUUGCGAGUUUUCAUUCCUGUUUUACUUGCGGAUCUAGACUGUUUUCUCCAGCAAACAAACUAACAACUCGAGGGCACUGAGGCACUACCUCUGAGUUUGUGGAAGGAUUAUACGCAUUUUCAUCUUCUUAUGCAGCUCUUAUGUUCCCUUCUUUUUCUUAUGGAGGCUAAAGCUUGCCUUGUUUUUGCCCGCCACCGUUCUCUGCUGUUGCCUGUUUUAUGACCUCCUUGCGGCAGCAGUGAUUAAAGCCCAGUAUGGCAGGCUGUGUGAAGGCUGUGUGUUGUGGUGGUGUGGAGAUGAAACUACACAGAGCGCUACUGACUGGCUGUAUGAGCUGUACUAGGAUGUAUCUGCCAUUUGGUGGGAACUUUAAUUCAAAGCGCCUUUUCAGUUCUGUAAGUCCUUUUUGCUCAAGAAUGAGUGGGACUCGAACCACCGUGCUCUGUCGUGCUCGCACACCCCUCUGCUCGCUGAAGUCCACUGUGCUAUUCGGAAACAGAAAACUGGGAUUAUACAGCAAGACCUACAAGGAGGUUGGAUCCAAAGCCCUGUGCAGUCAAACACUGCCCGUGUCAAGAUUUCAGCCUGUAAGAUCAAAGUCUGCUGCGGUGAGAAAUGAGAACCAGCUUCAAGGAGGUGCAACAUGUUCUGUGUCCUUUGUCCGCCACAGAGCAACAGAUGCCUCCAUCUCCAGUGUGCCUCCAGCUUUUGUAGUGAUGAAGUUUGACCAAGAGGGAAAUGUGACAACAUUUGAGAAAAAGAAAACAGAGCUCUGCCAGGAGUUAAGUCUUCAGGCCCGAGACCUUCGCUUUCAGCACAGUACCAGCCUCACUGCUAGAAACAACUGCAUUAUUAUACGAAUGGAGUUUUUGAAAGCCAUCGUGACCCCGCAGUCCCUUUUGGUGUUGGACUUUCGUGGUCUUGGAUUGGAGCGUUGGUUGGUGCUGGACCUGGCCCCUCAGCUAGCAUCCCAGACACACUCUCUGCCCUUUGAGUUCAGAGCACUAGAGGCCAUACUGCAGCACAAGGUAAACACUCUACAAGCUCGACUGAAUGAUGUUGAACCAGUAAUACUGGACACGUUGGAAUCCCUAGUAGAUCCUAAAAUCCUGUCUGCUGAUAGAAGUAAAUUACAUAUACUACUGCAGACCAGCAAAAGCUUAUCAGAGUUGGAGACGGAUGUAAAAGUUUUUAAGGAUUCCUUGCUGAAGAUUUUGGAUGAGGACGAGCUCAUUGAAGAACUCUGUCUGACCAAGUGGACAGACCCAAGAGUUUUUGAGGAGAGCAGCUUGGGUAUUGACCACGCUGAAGAGAUGGAACUGUUAUUGGAGAAUUACUAUAUGCAGGCUGAAGAGCUGGCCAACAAGACCAGAGAGCUGAAAGGCCUGAUAGAUGACUCUGAGAGUGUCAUCUUUAUCAAUCUGGACAGCCAUCGAAACGUGAUGAUGCGCCUGAACCUGCAGCUGACAAUGGGUUCCUUCUCGCUGACCUUAUUUGGUCUGAUUGGAGUGGCCUUUGGAAUGAAUCUGACAUCAACCUUCGAAGAGGACCCUCGUGUUUUCUGGCUGGUGACAGGCUUCAUGUUCUUGGGCAGUGGGCUGAUAUGGAGACGACUGUUGUCGUUUUUGGGUCGACAUCUACAGCCUUCAGUUCCCCCACCAAUUCCUCCAGUUUGGAAGAGAAAUCUGAGAUCAUCAGACAUCAAAGCAGGAGUCAGAUGAUGUUCUACCUCCGCUCUGUAAAAUGCCACAGGCCUCCUACAGACUCAGCAGCUUUAAAGACAAUUGUUUCAGCACCCUGGCCCCCUUGAAUUCUCUACUGAGUCUAGAGAUUUUUAUUUAAUAACACACCUUGUUGCUUAACUUCCCCAUGCCUACAGCAGAGUUUGACACUGCAUCUAAAUGUUGGGAUAAUUCAGGUGUGGUUCUGUGUCCUUGCCAUUGCGUCAGUUGUACUGUGUUCAAUCAAAUAUUUGAUUUCAUGUAUGUGUAUAAAACAUGUGGGCACACAAUAUUGCUAUGUCAUCACUUGUUCUCGUGCAGUGGAUGGAUGUGUGGGUGAGUGUCGGCGUUAGAAGUCAAACAGAUAACAGCCCAACUAACAUGAUAACCAUCUACAUCCCACUGUACUUUCCCUCGUUUCAUAGUGGAAAAAAAUGGGUUAAAAUGACAAAAUCCUGUUAAAUUGCUCUAAAUAAAUGUAAACCAAAUUAAUGUCUAAAGUUUUUUGUUAAGGUUUAUUUCCUCUAUCAUCUGUAUGUAGGUAAGAAUUUGUAUUUGCUAAGCUGCACAGUGAAAUCUGUUAGACAAUAAGAACUUGUUCAGAAAUUCCUGAACCAUUUAGUGCUCUGAAAAACAGGGUUUUAUUAGAAGAUAAUCUGGUAAAACUGAUAAAAAGCAAAUUUUCAGGCAUUUCGGACGGAACAAUGCAUCACACUUUUCAUCAGGCUUAAUAAACAUGUUUCUAGUUUGGUUUGGAUUUGUUUUGGUAUUAUGUCUCAUGUUGUUACCUUGAGUGUCUCAAAUUGAUGUUUGGUCAAUAAUACGUGAGAAACUUUUAGCACUAUGACUUUAAAGUUGUUGGAUUUUGUCCUGUUGCCGUUUGCACGGAAGCUGUUAGUAUUCCACAUGUUAAAUCUAGCACCUCAGAAGAAAACAUGUUAAAACCUCCUGCCAAUGGAAAUCUUAGUAUUGUAUGGCUAAACACUGUACAUAUUGACAACCCAUGCCUUACAGCAGUGGUUUCAGGAAACCCUCGAGAGGCCAGAUUAAUGAGUUUGGUCUUGAUAUGAUUCACAGGACACGAAAGCACAAGAAACACAUUGCAGCUACAGUAAAAUUCUGUUUAUUUAAAAGUUUAAUAUAUAUUUUUUACAUCAGACAAAGGUGAUUGACACAUACAACUGGUUAGGGAUCACCAAUAGAUUUGGUUUCAUUUUCAGGGGUCACAAGCCAAAUAUGUUGGAAAACACUGCCUUAGUAGAACCGUAUGUUUUUCCAAGUCCUUCAUCUUCUGACUGUUGUAAACUUGUGUUAUAUUUAUUGCUUAUGAAUAAAUAUUCAGCAAUC